AGUGAGGGCAACGCCUCACAACACCGGGAAUCUCUCUCUCGGUCUCCAUCUCUUCCACAUAUUCCCCUCCCUCUACACCCUCCUCUUUCUACUGCCUAUGAAGCGUAAAAAAAUCCAAAGGACUCUCAUUCCCUAUCCAGUCUUCUGUAUGUGGCUGAGGAGUGCCUUCCUAUUUCAGGCAAUUCUUUCAUCCAUAAUUCAGCUUUUUUUCCCCCCUCCUCCUGUCUCCUCCUACGGUUGCAUCUUUACCCUCUAAAGGAUGACUCGGUGACUGGAAUCCGACGUUUUGCCUCUCGAUUCUUCGGGAGACAGCCUCUUGUAGAGGAGCUAUCUUUGUUCUUGCGCUCACAGCUGCUGAGUGUACAGUAGCUACUAGUGGGGAAAUAGGUUAGUGUGCCUAUUCAGUGGCAGACAGCAGAGGUGACUGCGUGUUCAGUGCACGGAGGAGAUGAAGAGGAAGGGGUUGCCUUUCUGGCGGUAGCACUCUCCAACCUCUGCGGCCGUUCACAGAGAAGGUGACUGGAAUGUUCCCGACCUUCAGUGGGAGUGUCAGCGACUGAUUUCAGGACAGACAAAGAAGAGAACACCUGAGACCGGACUUUUCUUUUCUCCUUUUUUUAUUUUUGAUUGUUGUGCACAUAACAGGACUUUAUCUGCAUCCUUCGCCAUGGACAUCAACCUUCAGUCGCAUCGAUUUUACUUCCCCCAGAUCUACUGCGCUGAACCCGGCGUGCAGCCACAGCUCGCCGAGUUCAAAGUCAGUGAGCAGAGUAUCUGCCAGGCGCGGGCCUCUGUCAUGGUCUACGACGACACCAGCAAGAAGUGGGUCCCCAUCAAGCCGGGCCAGCAAGGCUUCAGCCGCAUCAACAUCUACCACAACACUGCCAGCAACACCUUCAGAGUGGUGGGCGUCAAGCUGCAAGACCAGCAGGUAGUUAUCAACUACUCCAUAGUGAAAGGCCUCAAGUACAACCAAGCCACCCCAACCUUUCACCAAUGGAGGGACGCCAGGCAGGUCUACGGCCUCAAUUUUGCCAGCAAGGAGGAGGCCACCACCUUCUCCAACGCCAUGCUCUUCGCCCUCAACGUACUCAGCGCUCAGGAUGGAGGUCCAGCUCUCCAGCGGCAGGUCCAGAACGGCCCCACUUCGGACGAGAUCGACGCUCAGAGAGCGAGGCAGAUGAUGGAACAGCAGCAGCAGAUGCAGGCGCACAUGGAGCGGGAACGACGGUCCUCCAACUCAGGUUCUCCUUUCCAAGGCCACCCUGCUGUGCUCUCCGUAGCCCCACCUGUAGUACCUCCACCCGUAAACAUGGGUGGCCCUCCCCCUCCUCCGCCGCCACCGGGCCCCCCGCCACUGUCAGCGGUGGCCCCUCCUCUUCCUCCUCCGCUGCCUAUAGGAGGAGGCAGCCAGGGGGACGAGGGCCCCGCGCCAACCGGCCUCGCCGCAAUGAUCGCUGGAGCCAAACUUCGCCGUGUCCAAAGGCUGUCUAAAGUAAGUUCUGUGUGUCAGCCUGAGGACGGCUCUUCAGGUACCAAAAAUGAAGCCAAUCGAACGAGUGGAGGAAGUGGAGGACUGAUGGAGGAGAUGAACGCUCUCCUGGCCAGAAGAAGGAAAGCGGCUUCAGAGAAGCCUGACGACAGCCAAAACGAUGAUGCAAACUCUUCGUCGCCCAACACUCGGGGUGCGCAGAAUUCCACAGACGGUGCGAAGAAGCCCUGGGACCGAGCGAACUCUGCGGACAGGUCGAUGGUUUCGAGGUUACGAACAGCAGGAAGUGUCAGCGACACAGACUCGUUAGAUCUCGACAGGAUGAAGCAGGAAAUCUUGGAUGAGGUUUUCCGCGAACUGCACAAAGUGAAGGAUGAAAUCAUUGAUGCCAUUAGAAAUGAACUCAGUCGAGUUAGCACGACAUAAACUUUGAGAGCUGAAUCGCUUUCUCAAACCAUUGCCCCCUGCAGCCGCUGCUGAGGCCCUGAAGACGACGAGGAGGAAGAGGAGAAGUCAGGAACAGAGGCCCAAACUGUGACAUCCAGUCGUCGUGUUCAGCGAUGCGGCGCCGUUACUGUAACGCCUCGGCCGCGUCUGCGUAACAUUUGGUUUGUUUGUUUCUACCGUGAAAAAGGGCCACAUUCUCGCACUGAUUGCUCCGUUUUGUUAACAUGUUUAGUCUGUUUGUCUGCCCGUCUCUCCUCUCUGCCUUUGGUCCAAAGGAAAUUUAUGAAAUAUAAAAUUAUUUUAUUGGAUUUUUUUGUUUUUUCUUUUUUUUUCUUUUUGGAGUUUAUUUAAAAUAUUUUUUGUUAAUAUAAUUUUUCCAUUAUUAUUAUUUCUAUUAUUUCUAUCAUUCUAAUGAUAAAAUUAUAGGUAACAAUGUUUUAUUGCACAUCAAUGUAAGUCGGGGAUUUUUUUUGUAUUUUAUACAUUGUUUAUAUUAAGUUUUGUUUGAGUUACAUUCACAAGCAGUCUCUCUUUUUUUUUUGCUUUUCACCACCUGACCUGAAAUAUUAUAAUUAUGUUUAAUUUUUCUUUUUUAGUUAUUUUUCCCUUUCACCAACACCAAGUACAUUUGGAACCACCACAGAAACUUUUU
Messenger RNA from Poecilia latipinna (sailfin molly), 2591 nucleotides. It is a transcript of the gene evlb, whose product is annotated as Enah/Vasp-like b. Gene Ontology annotation, molecular function: profilin binding; actin binding; SH3 domain binding. The coding region runs from base 668 to 1918 and encodes 416 amino acids. The transcript is spliced from 13 exons. Gene Ontology annotation, cellular component: cytoskeleton. The record is from RefSeq and is a predicted model, not a curated record. NCBI's taxonomy places the organism in Eukaryota, Metazoa, Chordata, Actinopteri, Cyprinodontiformes, Poeciliidae. Gene Ontology annotation, biological process: protein homotetramerization; positive regulation of actin filament polymerization; actin polymerization or depolymerization.